Molecule: messenger RNA, 2232 nt
Organism: Habropoda laboriosa
Lineage: Eukaryota; Metazoa; Arthropoda; Insecta; Hymenoptera; Apidae
Gene: gwl
Product: serine/threonine-protein kinase greatwall
Exons: 3
Coding region: 36-2204 (722 amino acids)
Biological process (GO): peptidyl-serine phosphorylation; intracellular signal transduction
Cellular component (GO): nucleus
Molecular function (GO): protein serine/threonine kinase activity; ATP binding
Source: RefSeq, a predicted model, not a curated record
UUCGUGACUUAGUACUAGUUAGGUUACUUUUUUAAAUGGAAGAAGCGGCGAUUGAUUCGCCAAAUUUAUGUCUAAAUAGUAAUGACCCAACAAAUGAGACGGACGAUGAAAAUACUUGUGCAAACUGCAAUAACUCAGACAAUGAACGCGAAAUUCGCGAAGGGGAGUGUACACCGGAGCAGACAUCGGCAAACAGACAAAUCGAUAAUUCCAUCUUUAACACCAUAUCUAAAAUUGUUAAUCCCACAGCAAAGGUACCAGAAAUUCAGGACUUUAAAAUUGUGAAACCUAUAAGCCGUGGUGCAUUUGGCAAAGUUUUUCUUGGGUACAAAAAGACAAAUCCUGAGAAAGUAUAUGCUAUCAAAGUAAUGAAGAAAAAUGAGAUGAUAAAUAAGAAUAUGGCUUCACAAGUGAUCAUUGAGAGGAAUGCUUUAGCUAUAACGCGUAGUGCUUAUUGUGUUCAAUUAUUUUAUUCAUUGCAAUCUGUUAGUAGUGUCUAUUUAGUAAUGGAGUACAUGGUAGGUGGAGAUCUUAAAAGCUUGGUUGGUGUGUAUGGUUAUAUGGAAGAAUCCAUGGCAGCUUUUUACACUGCAGAAGUGUGUCUGGCAUUGGAGUAUCUCCACUCCCAUGGGAUUGUACAUAGGGAUUUGAAACCGGAUAAUAUGCUUCUGUCGAGAGAGGGACAUGUUAAGCUCACAGAUUUCGGGCUUAGUAAAAUAUCUUUGCACAGAGAUCUCGAAAUAUCGGAUUUAGUUAAUUGUACGCCCAGUCUUUGCGCUAGAACUCCCGGACAACUUUUAUCGUUGACGUCGCAUUUAUCCUUCGGUUCCGGACAGAGAUCACCGAGCGAAUCUAAUCUUAGCGACAGAAGUACACCUGGUGUUAAUUUACUCUCGGCUUUGCAGCGAAACUGCACGAAAUUUCAGUCGUCACCCAACUCGGUAAUUUCCUCCACUGCCGCAUCUGGGGAUUACUCCCGAGUAUCGGGUGUUACACCUUUCCAAUCUGCAGAGGAUCUCCACUUAGGAGAACGUAUGGAGGACAAUGUUAUCAUCGAGAACAUCGAAGAGGAAGAAGAAAGUAGCUCUGGGAGUUACCACACGUGCGAGGCGUCUUCGGUUCGCGUGGAUAGUCAAUUGAAUCACAAUGUAGAAGAAGAGGACGAGUCUACGCUGGAAGCUGAACAGUCUCAGCAACCCCUUUUUCACACUAGUCCAUUAAGCACGUGCACGAACACGUUCACAAGAGGCGCGAAAAGAAAGAGAGCAGCAACGGGAGCAACAACUGGUCUAACGUGCGAAUUAAACGCGAUGGAUUUGGAUGUGGACAAAACACCAAAGAGAAAGAAUCGCGGAUGCAUAUUUCAAAGAAGUCCAAUAAAUACCACUAUACCUGAAUCCAUAACUCGAACGACUAAUAUCAGCGAUACAGCCCAAGGACAAGAGAAUGGAUCUGGUGGAAGAGUUGCAUUCAGUACACCAGUCUCGUCUAUUAAGCAAAGAUGCCAUAACGAAGAGGAGGAGGAGGAGGAGGAGAAAUGUGAAGAAGAAACAGCACCUUUGAUCAAGGCAACGAGAUUUCAGCUUCCACCGGUUCUUACGUCGCAUUCAGCAUCUGCGAUACUUGUGGCAGAUAGUUUGGAGAAGCAUCGAUCACCUCAAGGAAUAUCACCCAUAAAAACGCCUGCAACCUCAGGCAAUUCUUACACACCUUAUCGAACACCGAAAUCAGUAAGAAGAGGCGGUCAAGGUGGUGUGAAUCGGUCAGAUGAUCGUAUACUUGGAACACCCGAUUAUCUUGCUCCUGAGUUACUUUUAAAGCAAGGUCACGGACCUGCGGUAGAUUGGUGGGCUUUAGGUGUUUGUUUGUUCGAAUUUUGUACAGGUGUUCCGCCGUUCAACGACGAAACACCUCAGGCUGUGUUCUCCAACAUCCUCGCCAAAGACAUCCCUUGGCCAGAGAACGAAGAGGCUCUUUCAACAUUAGCCACAGGAGCCAUAGACGCACUUCUCACAUUGGAUCAACACGAGCGUCCUUCUGCCAUGGAAGUGCGUACUAUGAAACUGUUCGAAGAUUUCCCUUGGGACGAGCCGUUAAAAGCGACGCCGCCUUUUAUCCCACAACCGGAUGAUAAUUACGAUACAUGCUAUUUUCAAGCACGGAACAUAAUGCAACAUUUGAACGUGAGCAAUUGCGAUACAUAAUCUGUGGAAUAUUAUGUCGAUGGGGGGA